Messenger RNA from Chrysoperla carnea, 2732 nucleotides. RefSeq names its product neurochondrin homolog (gene Neurochondrin). Bases 359 to 2584 code for a protein of 741 amino acids. Gene Ontology annotation, biological process: neuron projection development; regulation of neuronal synaptic plasticity. Lineage: Eukaryota; Metazoa; Arthropoda; Insecta; Neuroptera; Chrysopidae. Gene Ontology annotation, cellular component: dendrite. The transcript has 2 exons. The record is from RefSeq and is a predicted model, not a curated record.
AUUGUAAAUGUGUUGUGUGCAAAUCAGAUACAAAAAUUCCCAAUUUUAGUAACUGUAUCUGUAUCUGUGUUAGUAUUUCCAGACGUCCUAACUACAUAACUACAUACAGUCAAGUCAAGUCAGUUCAUUGUAUUAUUUAUAAACUAAAAACUCACAAGUUUUGUAAACUAAAAUUAUAAUAAUAGUCUUUUAGAACAUUGAACAGGAACAUCGUUGGGCGUUGUUCAAAUUGUACUUAACUUAAUCAAGUUGUUACUUUGACCAUAUUAAGUGUUUUAAGUCAGGCAUGAUUUUAUCGUUUUAAAAUAAAAUUAAGUAAAACGUAACUUAAAUCAAGUGUAAUUCAUUAAUAAUUACAAUGGCUGAUCAAACUGGAAUGUCUGAUGCGUGUAAAAAAAUGGUAUCAAUAUUAAAAGGAGCACAAACUGAUACUGAAAAAUUUGCUGCAUUGUUUAUGGUGACAAAAUUAGUGAAAGGCAAAGAUUGUAAUUCUGUUGCUAGAAAGGCUAUCUUUGAAGCGAUUGGAUUCAAGUUUUUAAAACGUUUAUUGUUAACAAGUGAUGUGCCAGUCGAUUGUCCACCAGUUGUCUACAAAUCAGUGGCCUUAUCGAUUCUGACAACGUUCUGCAACGAUCCUGAUGUGGUCGUCCAUCCAGAAAUGUUAGAAAAUAUUCCAGUAUUCUUGGAUAUUGUCUCACAAGCUGACAACCAAGAUUACGACGAUAAUUUAAUUGUGGUUGGUGAAGCGUAUGCUUGCUUACAAAACAUUGCAGCCUACGAACCAGGCCAAAAAGCUCUACUUGAAGUGGGCGCCAUCACUAAAAUGUCUGAAAUCUAUGCUCAACAAAGUUUUCAAACGGAUGAAGCGUUAAAUUUAUUAGUGAAACUUGUUACGAAAUUUGGAGCGAAUGCGUGGGACGACAAUCCUAAACCAUUUCAUGCGUUAAUCAAUAAAAUCGCAUUGGAUUUUGAAACUGAUCAUUCUGAGCGAAAAUUUGAAUUGGCAACCAUUUUAAAUUCACUUUUAUUUAAUUGUCGACGAAAAUUAAUUGCAAGCACUAGUUCAGACGAAACAUGGCCGAUUAGUUUGUUCAAAGGAUUAAAUUCUAUUUUGGGCAGUCGAAUUGGGAAGAACCAACGAAAUCCUGCAUUAAUUUUAACUGCAACCAUUAUCGAUUUGCUUGGAAUCGAAUGGACGCUCCAAGACGAAGAGAAACCGAAAACGUUCUUUUUAUUAUUAUUACAAUUGUCUGCGAUAGAAGUGCGAAUGUUGGAUGCGAGCAGUUUUAAACAAGCGUUUGGACAAGCUGAGCUACUGACAGCUUGUUUUAUCAUUCUAGAAGCGUCCAUCGUUUACAUUGCUCUAGAUCAGUUGGACUUGGAGCAGAAGGAAAAACAAUCGAUUUACACUGGAUUCAAAGGUGCAUUCACGGCCCUCAUUAACAUUUUAACAAAACUUCAAGUUGACAAGAAUCGGGAUGCUUUACCGUUGGAAGAGAAAAUCUUUGUAUAUGCAAUGGUGCGCGUUCUAGCUGCAUGGUUAGCCCAAGAAACCUCAGCAUUACGGGCGCAAGUUUACAAGUUGCUACCAUUUUUAUUGAGCUUAGCCAAUGAAAGUUUUUAUACGUAUCGUGCUCAAAAAUUGGAUGAAAAAAAGGCUGAAAAAUGUGUGGAAAACAACUCUCAGUCCCAAUCCCAAUCCAAUCCUGGUGUGGAUGUGCUUCGAGUCAUGUUACCUGCUUUGUGCCAUCUAACUGUUGAAGAUGAGGCUCGUAAAAUUUUAUUGGAUGCGAAAGAGGAUGAAGUUUUAUACGAAUGCUUAGAUUUCCAUUGGUCCAUUGUGAAUUGGAAACGACCUCCAGUGCCCAAGUCUGAACGCGCCAAAUUAAAACUUUUACCAGCACCGGUGCCCACAGCCGCUGAACUCGAGGACAUGAAAGACUCACGUGCAGCCAUGAUCAGCAUCUGUAACGUGUUCAUGAACAUCACCGUCUUGGAAGCUAAAUAUGUGGAGACGAGUCUUCUGUUCAGCACACUCUUACGUUUUAUCUUCAAUAAUUUGCCAGAAUUAAAAGACACACCUGAUAAUCUAGUCUUGCAUGGCAACUUGGCCGUAUUAGGUUUAUUAUUGCUUAAGCAACAAUCAAAGUCCGUGCGUAAAAAUGACUUUUCUAUUUGUCGUUAUAUUCAAGCAACAAUACGAUUCCUGUGGGAUGCGUACAUUGUUGAUGAAUCAAAUGAUCCCACUGCUUUAGUGGUUGCUAUGGCCUACAAAGAGAAUUGGUCCGAUUUAAUGGAAUUAUGGUUCUUAGGGAUGCAAACAAUGAGUGGCGUUAUUGCACAAAUACCUUGGUUGUCCGAGUUCUGUAUCGAGAGUGGUUGGUGUGAGGGUAUCAUUGAUACCUUGAAGAAAGUUAAGUUGGGUUCGUUACAACCGAAUGUUAAACUAGCGUACGAAGACUUCUUAUGUCAAUUGGUUGAUGCUAACGAAGCGGUCAUUGCAGUGCUAAAGAAAUGUGACGCAUUGAAAGUCUGUCGUAAUCAUCGAUUUAUGGAUUUGGGCAAGAAAUUAUUUGGCGAUUAAAUAUCAAUCAAUAUUUUUAAUUUUAGAAUUAGUUAAAUGAAAUAUUACGAAAUGAAUAUAAUUUAAAUUUGGAUGAAGCAAAUAAAACUUGUACAACAUAUUUAAAAUUAUUUAGACAAUGUCCAGAUAAUGAAAUCAAUCCAAUUGA